Molecule: messenger RNA, 2178 nt
Organism: Mucor velutinosus
Lineage: Eukaryota; Fungi; Mucoromycota; Mucoromycetes; Mucorales; Mucoraceae
Exons: 3
Coding region: 1-2178 (725 amino acids)
Biological process (GO): establishment of cell polarity; positive regulation of G2/M transition of mitotic cell cycle
Cellular component (GO): cell septum; cytoplasm
Source: RefSeq, a predicted model, not a curated record
AUGGAUCAGCCUCCAAAUACAACAUUACCAGAGAUAAACAUGCUAAAUCAAGAUGACUGGGAUUUCCUAUCUAAACCGCCGGCAGCUACAGACAGAGAAGAGCAACAGCAGCAGCCAUCCAAAGAUACCCAGCCAUCAUCCACAUCAGACUCUGAAUCCAGAACCACAGGGCUCACUCGAGCACUUUCAUUACCAAGGCAGCUCAACAAGACGGCCGAUAACAGCACCAACGACAAAGAUGACAGCAUACGUACAGAAGUAAUCAACAUUGCCACCGCAAAUCCAUCUCACUUAUUUUGGGUGCCUGCUUCUCAACAUCCUGAAAUUGCACCAGCAGAAUUUGAAAAGUAUGUGGAUGCGCAUGGUUUGAUGAUACGGAAGAAAAGCGUUAAACGUAGACAAUCUGUGUUGUCUGUGUAUUUUACCGCAAGUGAUCAACAGAAAUUAAUGGAGGAAUGUGAUACAGCAGAAGCUGAGAAGGAUCGACAAGCAGCUCUAAGUGCGCUGGAGAGCAAACACCACACACACAAGGAGUCGAGCGAGUCAUCAGAAGAAGAGGACACGAAAAAGCGAAAGAUGAUGCUGCGUAGAAGUGUGAGUCUGCACUUGCCAACCACAGGAGAAUAUUAUAGAAAUGUGCCUGAUUUGCUGGUCUUUGAUAGAAAUUCAUCGCCCUUGGAUGAAUCAAGAGCAUUAGUGCCCAAAGGAGAUCGACCUUUGCUAAGAAGAGGAGCUCGCACUAACUUUAAACGCAAUUCAUCACUGACUGCACCACAACGAAAUCGAAAAAGUGAAUUGGAUAGUAUAAAUUCUUUGAGACGCUUGGAUGAGAAUAGCAGCGACAACAGCAGUAUUGUACGCUCCACUUCAGCUGAAGGGAUCGCACUGUCUGAUGCGCUUGGCGAAGAGACAACAAUCAGUGGAGGAACUGCGGUGCUGAUGGAGGAGCCUUCGCCUAUGCUUUUACCUGUAGCAGAGAAUGAGGAAGCGAGAGAUUUAUGCAUAGCCACGAGAGAGGAGCCAUCACUUGCAGCACCUUCACCACCUGCACCUGUAGUUAUGGCUAGAUCCGUUUCAACAUCUACCACAUCGACUAGUCAGAGCCGAAAAAGCGCAUGGUCAUGGGCAUUCUGGUCUGACGAGAAAUCGUCUAAAAAGAACAAGAUUGGCCCCAAUGCUACUGCUGCUGCCAACACGAUGAAUACGAGUACAGCUACAGCAAGCCUAGCUACCACAGAGGACAGUAAAGCGGCGGAUGCUACUACCACUGCUCUUACAAUAACAACUGGCAGCAGCAAUAACAAACGAUUCACACUCUCUUCAUUAUUCUCGAGAAAAUCAAAAUCCAACAACCAAAGCAGCGCUUCAUAUACCACCAAUUUUGAUUUGUUCCUGGAUGAACAAAAGAAACCGCCCAAAGAUUUCCAGCUGAACCGCAUGCACAUGACUCGACUACCACUUCAUGUAGAGAGAGCCAUUUACAAACUAUCGCAUGUCAAGCUAGCAAAUCCCAGAAGACCAUUGCAUGAACAAGUGCUGAUUUCAAACCAGAUGUUUUGGUAUCUAUCCGUGAUUGCUACCAAUGCUCCACAUCCAGCAUCAGCAGCAGCGCCCUCAGCGUACGACAUGUCAUUAGAAGAACAAACGCAAAAGAAAGCACCUAGAAAAAGACUAGUCAAAAAGCAGAAUCAAAGACCUGUAUCAGCGCCUCAACAACCGCACCAACAUCUUCCACAUCAGUAUCGACAACAACAAUCCAACAAAAAACGAACAAGCAGCCAUACGGUCAACAGCAAUCCAAAGGGAACUACGCCCAUGUUCAUGGCAAAUCCUCGUACUGCCACGAAUGAAUCCACUGGAUUUGUUGUGCCUGAAAACUAUCUGAAUCCCAAGCAGCAGCAGCAGCAGCAGCAGCAGCAGCAACAGCAAAAAAAGAGACCGACAUUGGGAAACAACACGACUAAAAAAGUACCAUUGUACCAUAAGCAACAGCAAGGCAGUGAUAGUUCUUCGUCGGAUGAGGAUGAUAGCAAUGAUGCGGAUAGUGAUGAUGAUGAUGAUGAGCAUGGACAAGAUUCAAUAGCUGAAAAGAUUGCUAUAUCACAUAGUGAAAAGGAGGAUGAACUACCGCUUGCCAUGUACAAGUCAAAUGGUUAUAGUAACAAGAAAAUAAAAUAA